Molecule: messenger RNA, 1733 nt
Organism: Paramisgurnus dabryanus
Lineage: Eukaryota; Metazoa; Chordata; Actinopteri; Cypriniformes; Cobitidae
Gene: plekhj1
Product: pleckstrin homology domain containing, family J member 1
Biological process (GO): endosome organization; retrograde transport, endosome to Golgi; receptor recycling
Cellular component (GO): trans-Golgi network; recycling endosome; early endosome
Source: RefSeq, a predicted model, not a curated record
GUCAGUUCCUCUGUAUGGGUGUGUGAUUGUGUUUGGGUGUGAGUGACACAUUCACUUGAUUCGGUUUAGGGAACAGAACACAAACAGAUGACUUUACCGAACACAACAGCACGUGUAUCAGCCUAUACUGGACCGUCGGUAUCAAGCGUGUCUGAUCUAAUGCUUCUGUCUAAAGAUGAGCUUUAAUGACACACGACUGCUGUUAAAGAGAUAACAAUGAGAUUUAACGAGAAAGAGUUGGUGUUCCUGAGCCGACAGCCGUCAGAGAAAUCAGCCGAGCUCGGCAUGAGAGGCCCGAAGAGAGGAGACGUGGUGAAGAAGCGUGUAGUGAAACUGAUUGUUAAUUUCCUGUUUUACUUUCGGACCGAUGAAGAGGAGCCCAUCGGUGCUCUGCUGUUGGAGCAGUGUCGGGUGCUGAGAGAAGAUGGUCACGUGUUCUCUGUUGCGUUUCUAGACGAGGCCGAGCGCAAGUAUUUGUUUGAAUGUGAUUCUCAGGAACAGUGCGUCGAGUGGAUAGAUGCCAUCGUUAAAGCCAGUUAUGAAUUCAUGCGCAAAAACCUCAUAUUCUACCGCACAGAAAUCCAUCGGUUGACUGGCAAGGACCCUCUGGAGCAGUACGGGAUAUCAGAUGAGACGCGUUUUCAGGUCAACAGUGCUCUUCCUCCACUGCCGCCACCCCCUCCAGAAACAUAAAUGCACUCGGAUGCAUGUCCUGCGUUCACGUGCGGUCACUUUACUCUGGGGUAUUUGUCUGUUGUUGUUUUUUCUGUUAUGAAAACUGUCCGUAUAUUACGAUGAAUUUUGAAUGAUAUGUUUGCUGAGGGUCUUGGGCAUAUAGAUGAUUUUACUGUAAUGAAUGUCUGCUGCAUUGAGCCAGUUUCAAUGCCUUACAGUAGUUUAUUUGACAUUUAUAACAAACAUUUCUUAAUGAUUUUAAUGAAGCUAGAGAUCCGCCUAAAGCUUUAGCACAAGCGCACAUCAUCUACUUCCAGUCUAAGUGCACUAAAAUGUCUACUGGUGUCUGUCUACUGAUUCAUAGCUGUGCCUGUAUUUCACCCCUCCCUAAAUGUUAUUAUACCCAACAUUUUGUUGCUUUUGUUUGGUGCGUCUCAAGCCAUUUAGCUGACUAGGUCCAAUUUCACCUCAAAAUCAAAGUGAAAAACUAUUCAAAUACUCAACCCUAUUCAAAUACAUACAUGAAGACAACAGCACGUGGUGUUUAAUAAUAAUAAACAGCAUAUGAAAGUUGUCAUGACUGUGAUGCGUGUACUGUAUAUAUUCACUGUGAUGAGCAGGAUACUUUCAUGACGUGUGUGUGUGUGUGAUUUUAAUGUGCAGUGCAUUACAGUAAUGGGACUUUGAGGGGAGAACUGCAGUUUUCAUUCCUCCACAUAUGAAGACCUUUAUUAUGACAGAUGUUUAAAAACUAGCCUCAGAUGAAAACAUCAUAUUUGUCAGAUUUAGAUUGAUAUGAAUAUGCUGAAUGGUCUUCAGAAUGUUGUGUUCAGUGGGAUUUUUAGGCAUUCAGUAGAAACACACGAGGAAGUUUCCUUUAUUUUAUUUUCUGUGAUGGAACUAUAAUGCAGUUGUUGUUAUCAGUAUGAAUAUGUCAGUCCAGCUAUAUAAAUGUUUGUUUGAACUUUCAUGCAGCUAGAUCCUCCUUAAAUCUGUAAUGCAAGAUCUUGUACAAUCUUAAAAUGAUCUUAUUUUCUUAAUAAAUAUCUAUUAAAGAA